This is a messenger RNA of Seminavis robusta, 4272 nucleotides long. The record is from the annotation of a GenBank genome assembly. Lineage: Eukaryota; Bacillariophyta; Bacillariophyceae; Naviculales; Naviculaceae.
AUGGACAUGGUCAAUAGCUUUUUUGGAAGACGAUCCUCUGCUGGUACUGGCAGUAGUGGAGGAGACGCCUCUGGAAGUGCCAAUGUCCCAAAUCCUGCAGCGGCAGCUUCAUCGUCCCACGUGGAUUAUGGCUAUGGCGAAAUUUCACACAAUCCCAGCAGUGCCAGCAGUGACAGUGAUUGGCCCGAUGACAUGUCCGAUAAGGAAAGUCUACAGAGUUGGGCCAAGGAUACACAAAAACAAGAGGAGGAAGAUGAUGAAGAUCUUUUUGGUACCAAAGAAGAGCAUAAUUUGAAACGGUGGUUCAUUGUCGUGACCGUGUUGCUACUCUUUCUCGCUAUUGGGGUUUCCGUAUUUACGUAUUGGUACCUGUCCACACAAGAGCAGGAUACGUUCGAACGAGCUUUUGAAAACACGGCGCAAGCCAUUGUGGAUGGGGCUGAUUAUCGCAUGAAAGUGAUUGAAAGAUCCCUCUUGGGAAAAUCCCAAGCAUUGACUACAUUUGCAGUUUUCACAGGCUCUCUGUGGCCCUUCGUGUCCAUGCCAGACUUUUACGUGUCGGGGAGAAACUUUUUGAUCGAAACAGAGACACAAAUGAUAGCAUGGGCACCCCUGGUGACAAACCAACCGGACCUACGGGCGUGGGAGGCCUAUUCCACCUACAUGCUGGAAAACUCGGGAUGGUUCCCUCCUGUCGAAGUAGAAGAACGACUCGAAAAACAAGCCGAACGCCUGGAAGAACAGGCCAAACAACAACGACAACACGAGGGACGAAGCACCGAAACACCGCCACCCGACUUGGAAUUCUCUGAUGCGGGGGGACUCUACGUUCCCCUGUGGCAAGUAUCACCUUGGCUCUACAAUGCAUUGAUCAAUCACAAUCUGACGGCACAGUUUGAAGAUUCCAUGACAUUGUUGCUGAGAACGAAACAACCCGUAUGGACACGGUUUGUGGACAUUAACAAUCCGUACUCAUCCACCACUGGUGAUAUUGACGAACCAAUCUCCGUGUACGAAGUCAAUCAGCCUCAACAAGAAGAACCCAAAGCCGCGACGAAUGAAACAGUAGUGGCAAGCUUCUUGUUCCAGCCCGUUUUCAAGGCUUUACGGAAUCAUGAUGUGAGCUAUGAGGCAACAACUAACAUAACUACGGAUCAGGAAGAGAUUGUCGCAAUUUACUUGACAGCCGUCCAAUGGGAUUCUUUCUUGGGCUCACUUGUCCCAGAAGGAACUCCGGGAGUGAGCAUCGUUCUCACCAAUCAAUGGGGACAAACUCUUACUUAUCAAGUCUCUACAGACAACGAAGGUCGCGUCACCGCAUCCACUACAUUGGUUGGGUCCGGUGAUCAACACUCGUCUGACUAUGAUGAUCUUUCAAAAACAACAAACCUUGCGAAGAAUACAAUGGAAGAGAGUAUCCUUGUAAAUGAACUCGUCCCUUCCGUUGCCAAAGUGGUAAGCCCCCGCCAUCCCCACACUGUAGAGGAAUUGCAAGCCAAGGAUUACCCAGAGACGCAUCCACUCAUGAUCGAAGCACGGCAGUCCUUGCAACAAGAGACGGCAGAAGAAUUCGCAUAUUCGGGAAACUUGAAAAUGACAAUAUAUCCCACGGCCGACUUUGAGAAUGCCUAUACGUCGAUGCAACCCUUGACAAUGACUCUGAUAUUGGCGGCGCUGGGAUGUUUGGGCACUGUUUCUUUCUACUUGUACUCCCAAUCGGUGCACAAUCGACAACAAAAACUUGUGGAGACGGCCAAUCGAACUGCCUUGGUGGUCAAAUCGCUCUUUCCAAGCAAUGUCCGCGACAGAAUCAUGAAAGAAGCAGAAGAAGUGGAACAAAAGAAUCAGGCAAAGAAGAAGAAAGCCCAACAGAAACAACUGGAUGGAAGCAACAGUGAGCGAGGACCAGGUGGUAGUACAGCUGGCAGUAUGGGGCAUGGUGGGGUUGUCAGUGGUGGGUCGAUCCUCGGUGGACUGAGUGUAGGGAGUGCUGGAUCCCGACAUUCACGGAGUUCUCGCCGAUACGCUCCCGGUAGUCUGGAUGACAGUCGAAGCCGCGAAUUUACAGUGCCACAACGAAACAGCAGCAUGGGAGCGAGUAACCCGUAUGGAAGUGCUCCCAUUGCAGACCACUUCAAUGCAACGACGGUGCUUUUCGCUGACAUGGUCGGCUUCACAGCUUGGAGCUCUGUGCGGGAACCCGUCCAGGUGUUCACACUGUUGGAGACGAUUUACCAUGCUUUCGACAAGGUGGCUAGAAAGAGGGGUAUUUUCAAAGUUGAGACAAUUGGAGAUUGUUACGUGGCUGUUUGUGGGCUCCCAGUUCCACGCCCGGAUCACGCGAUUGCCAUGGCAUAUUUCGCGAAUGAUUGCCUCCGCAAAAUGAUUACUCUUACAAAGAAGCUGGAGAUUACCCUUGGACCAGACACAGGAGAUUUGUCUUUGAGAAUUGGUCUACAUUCGGGUCCUGUAACAGCUGGUGUUCUGCGUGGCGAGAAGUCUCGGUUUCAACUCUUUGGUGACACUGUAAACACUGCGUCACGAAUGGAAUCCAACGGGAGAAAGGAUUGCAUUCAUAUUUCAGAAGCGACAGCGACGCUUCUAAUGGAGUCGGGGAAACAGCGGUGGCUUAGUCAGAGAAGAGAUAAAAUUGUGGCAAAAGGGAAAGGGGAAAUGGUAACUUACUGGCUGGAGGUUAGAUCUUCACUGUCAAAUUACAUUGAAAGCUCCAGCCGCAGGAGAGCAAGUGGAGCCAGUGGCGAGUCUGGAGGAACUGGGGGAACCGGAGGAACUGAUGACGAUGUCGACGGAAGCAGCAUGGGAGAUUCAAACUCAGACCUGGAACCAAAGAUGCCUGAUUGGGAGAAGGAUGUAUCUUUGAAAGGAUCAUCCCCGCAGCUUGGGGAUAGGUUUCAGCGUCUGGUGGACUGGAACGUGGAACAACUCGUCAAUUUACUGAAGAAAGUGGUGGCCAACCGGAAACCAAAUGAAGAUGCUGUAAAGGGUUCACACUUCGACCUCAGAACAGACUCGUCGAUUCUGGAGGAGGUCACCGAGGUAAUCCCUUUUCCCAAACCAAAUAUUGCGGACAUCCUCGUUGGCGAUACACAGCCCAAGCAGGACGUUGAGCUGGAUUCAGCAGCAGUUGCCCAACUACAUGAGUUUCUUACUACCAUUGCAAUGCUCUACAAUGAUAAUUCGUUUCACAACUUUGCUCACGCGAGCCAUGUGGCCAUGGCGCUCAUCACCUGGUUAUCGCGCAUCACACCACUUCCGUCUGAUGGAGAUACGGAAAAUAUGUACGAGGCCAAGCUGACUGGUGAUUGGAAACGACGGUCAAACCCAUGCAAGGAUAUGUUUGCAUUGCAAGCAGAUCCUUUGACGCAUUUCGCCCUUAUCUUCGCUGCCCUCAUACACGACCUAGAUCAUACGGGGGUCCCAAACGCAACUCUUGUCAAAGAGAAGUCUCAAAUUGCAACACUGUACAACAACACCAGCAUUCACGAACAAGCCUCUGUGGACUCGGCAUUCGAAACACUGAUGGAUGACAAGUAUGAACAGUUACGAGACGUUCUCUUCACAACCGAAGAGGAGUUCUAUCGUUUUCGUCAAAUCGUGAUGAAUUCGGUAAUGGCCACAGACAUUUUGGAUGAGAAGAUCAUGGCAAAGCAAUCAGUGCGAUGGGGUUGUUUAUUUCGCGAUGCAGACGAUGAGGAAGACGAUGCAGUCUUCGCGGACGAUUAUGCACCUGAGAAUGAAGGAGACCAAAAAGCGUCCCUGGUUGUCGAACGGUUACUUCUGGUUUCCGACAUUGCACACACUAUGCAGCACUGGUAUGUUUACAGAAAAUGGAACUCAAAACUGUUCGAAGAGGCAUACUUUGCCUUCAAGGCUGGCCGAGCCGAUAUAGACCCGUCAAUUACGUGGUAUGAGGACGAGAUCACGUUUUUCGAUACGUAUGUGAUCCCACUGGCCACCAAAAUGAGGGAGUGUGAGCUGUUCGACUCGUCUUGCGAAGAGGGUAUCCGGUAUGCAACAAGCAACCGCGAACAAUGGGUGACCACUGGAGCAGAGGAAGUUGCCUCCAUGGUGGAGAGCUGCAAUGAAAUAGAAUUCGAGGUGGAAGACACUUAUAACCCGAUACCCGACGGCAGAAUAUUUGCUCCAUCAAACGGCCGGCCAAGCCUGAGAGGGUCUUUCAAGAAGGGCAUGGAUAUGUCCUUGGCCACUUUUGACACUGUUUUGGGACAGGGCGGGAGGGGUGGGAGGUAA